AUGAAGUUCUCUGACUUGCCAGUUUCGUCGGUUUUCUUUACAAUUUAUUUGAUGUUUUUUUGUGAUGUACAGACUCUAAAUGUGGUUGACAAAAUGGAAGCUAUUUAUGAGCAGUCAGAAAAUGUACUUUCCAUUAUAAAGGAAGCACUUUUGCAAAUUGAAACUAAGGGCGGAUUAAUUAAAUCCCCCGAUGAGGUCUACCCGACAUCCUGUCUGAUUUCUGGAGCUAAUGAAAAUGGUUUAAAAACAAUCAAAGUACCAGGCUUGAGUCCAUUUCAAGUGUACUGUGAAAAUCAAAUAGCUGGUCCCGGAUGGAUUGUUAUUCAGAGGAGAUUCAGUGGAAAUCUCAGCUUCUUUCGCAAUUGGGAAGAGUACAAGAAUGGAUUUGGAGAUCUGAAUGGCGAGUAUUUUCUUGGCCUCGAAAAGAUUCGUGCCCUGACUGCUCUGGAACCCCAUGAACUAUAUGUCCACUUGGAGGACUUUGAUGACACAGUGAAACAUGCUAAAUUUGAUGAAUUUGCUAUUGGUAACGAGGAGGAUGACUUCGCGUUGAAUGCAUUGGGAAAAUAUUCCGGUACUGCGGGGGAUUCCCUAAGAUCACACCGCAAAAUGAAGUUCUCCACGUACGAUCGGGAUAACGAUAAGGAGUUUAACAGGAAUUGUGCAUUUUACUAUUUGGGAGGAUGGUGGUACAAUGCCUGUCUGGAUAGCAACCUAAAUGGUCAAUAUAUGCCGGGUGGUAAAUACGAGGAGAAACUGUUCGCCAGAGGAAUGUGCUGGCGAUCUUGGCGUGGCCACAACUACGGAUACAGGAUAACUCAAAUGCUAAUACGACCCAAGUGCCGAAAUAUACCCGUGAUUCAUCGCUGACUCUCCAAAAAACAUUAUUAUUAUUAGUUGUUCACUCCCUUUGGUUUAAUGGCUUCGAGAUCGAUGUGAAAACAAUUUGUUUAUGUACUUGCUUAAUAUGCAAAAGGUGUUGCCAUUGAAUUAUCACCUUUUUUGCUGAGCACAUUAAUCAGAAUCUGAAUCAGGAAUGCGAAAUAUAAUGUAAUUCUCAAUGAAA
Messenger RNA from Drosophila takahashii, 1066 nucleotides. RefSeq names its product fibrinogen C domain-containing protein 1. The record is from RefSeq and is a predicted model, not a curated record. Lineage: Eukaryota; Metazoa; Arthropoda; Insecta; Diptera; Drosophilidae.